CUCAGACCUCCUCGACCCGGUCCAUUUGUUCUAUUCGAUCGCUGACUGUGGGAACUAUUUGGAUACGAGUUGUGGAAUUACUUCAGCUUCCCUCCACCUCCUCUUCCUCCUGCUCUCAUCUCAUCCACCACAGCCCAUGACCGCAGAUCAGCCAACAUGGCUUUUUCAUCUCGCUUUUCCUUCUGGGAGCAAAAGGUCAAAGAAGAUAACAAGCCAGAAAACAAAAGUCCAGAGAGUGAAGGGCUGCCCAACCGGUCCAAGUCAGUGUCAGCUCUAGACCCUGGCAGGGGUUUAUUCCGGGCAACAAGUCCCCCAUCAGUGUCCCCCACGGAGUCGCUCCAUCGGGUCAGAAGUCCCUCCCCAGCAAAAGUCAGGAUACCUGUUAAAGUGCCUGAACGCUUCAAAAGCCCUGAGCCAGUGUCAAAGCCAUUUAGAAGCUCUGAACCACCUCAUGCUCCUCUGAGCCCAGAGCCAAUUAUGAACAGUGAGCGAGAGCAAAAUGGCAUAAUGAGCAAAGGCGUGGUCAAUACUACAGCCAACGGCACCUGCACCAACCCGAUGGAUACGACAGAGGACAAGGGUCUGACAAGAAAGAAAGUAGUAAAGGUGGUCCGCCGUGUUGUCAGGAAGGUCCUGCCAGAAGAGGAUGAGACCACUCUGCCAACACAACCAUCACAUAAAGCGCCACAAGUAGCCACGCCUGCUGCCGAAGCAGUUAAAGCGAUGCUUGCCCCAGCUUCUGUGUCUAAGUCAAUGUCAGGCUUCUCUUUUAAACAUGACGUCAUCAAAACGGAAGACAAAGACGACAUUUCGCGAGGAUUAAUGAACCUUAUGGUCCGAGGCAGGACCAGGCAGCCUCGCCCCAGAAUAUGGAAAGACGAACGACCAGAAAAAACAGACUUGGAGAAGAAAAAUGAGACGGCAGGGAAAGUUGCUGAGCCGGAGGAGAAGAAAGAAGAUAACACCACUCUAAAGCUGCACAGGGUCGAUCCCAAACCUACAAGCUCUGGUCCAGAUAUACAGGAGGCCAAACCUCCUGUGGUUUCUGUAAACCUGACCAGCACCGCACCUGAGCACUCUGCUCCAAAGUUGUUCAAAUCGACUCAUUCCAGACCCACAUCUCUCCCACCAGUUGUUGGCUUUGUGCCUGCUCCCAAGCCUUCACCCUUGUCUCCGCCUCCUGGCUUCAUACCUGCACCAAGACCAACUGCUGUCAAAAAACCCACUCCUACAAAUCCUCCUCCAGCUACCGAAGUGGCCCAAAUAACUCCCUCACUCACUCCAUCCCAUUUCAUCCCAGCUCCUCAGCCCUCUACGCUUUCUCCUCCCCGUCCCAGUCCUAAUGCACUGACUCCCCCUCAAGGAGUCAUUCCCAUUCAACAGACUGCUGUCGGUCAACAAGAGCUGGAGCUGGCAGUCAGUGUUUCGUCUUCUGUCCAAGCCCCUGCCCCCGUCGCCACACACACCCAAGGCCUCCUCCAGGUACCGCAGCCCUCCAGCCUUCCUCUGGGCCUGCUGGCUGGAGUUUGUGCUCGUGUGACUUGUCAGAGUGGAUCAGUGGAAGAGGACCCUGUGGCCCUCCUUCAGGCAUCUCAUGAUGCUGCUCAGCAAUCCCAGGUGAAGACAGAAGAGCAGAUCGCAGCAGAGCAAGUCUGGUAUGGAUCAGAGAAAGUCUGGCUUGUCCACAAAGAUGGCUUCUCCUUGGCCACCGUGGUGAAGACAGAUGCUGGCUCCCUGCCAGAGGGCAAGAUGAAGAUCAAACUGGAGCAUGAUGGGACAAUACUGGAAGUGGAUGAAGACGACGUAGAAAAGGCCAACCCUCCAUCAUCCAACCGAUCAGAGGACCUGGCUUCACUGCUCUAUCUGAAUGAAUCCAGUGUGAUGCACUGCCUGAGGCAGCGCUACGGAGGCAACCUCAUCCACACCUACGCUGGACUCAAUAUGGUCGUCAUCAACCCCCUAAGCACACCCUCCAUGUAUUCUGAGAAGGUGAUGCAUAUGUUCAAAGGCUGUCGGCGUGAGGACUCUGCACCUCACAUCUACUCUGUGGCCCAGUCUGCCUACCGCAACCUGCUCACCACACGCCAGGAUCAGUCCAUUGUGCUGAUGGGCAAGUCUGGUAGUGGCAAGACCACCAACUGCCAGCACCUGGUCCAGUACCUGGUCUCCAUCGCUGGCAGCACGGGCAAAAUCUUCUCCGCUGAGAAGUGGCAGGCGGUCUACACCAUCCUGGAGGCCUUCGGCAACAGCUCCACCUCUAUGAACUCCAACGCCAGCCGCUUCUCCCACAUAGUGUCCCUGGACUUUGACCAGGCUGGGCAGGUGGCCUCCGCCUCCAUCCAGACGAUGCUGCUGGAGAAACUGAGGGUGAGCAAACGUCCCGAGGCAGAGUCCACCUUCAAUGUCUUUUACUACAUGAUGGCCGGAGCCGACAGCAGCCUCAGAACGGAGCUGCACUUUAACCACCUGGCUGAGAAUAGUGCUUUUGGGAUCUUCCCGCAUUCUAAGCCUGAAGACAAGCAGCGAGCCUUGCAGCAGUUCACCAAGCUGCAGGCCGCCAUGAAGGUGCUGGGCAUCUCUGGUGAGGAGCAGAAGGCCCUGUGGCUCAUCCUAGGGGCCAUUUACCACUUGGGGGCCGCAGGCGCCACAAAAGCGGGUCGAAGGCAGUUUGCCCGUCAUGAAUGGGCCCAGAAGGCGGCCUACCUUCUGGGCUGCACCCUGGAGGAGCUGUCCUCCUCUAUUUUUAAGCACCAGGCUAAAGGACUGCAGCACUCCACUUCCUUCAGAGGAGGACCGGACGAGGCCGGCCAAGGGGAAAGCUCAGGCUCUAAGGUCACAGCUCUGGAGUGCUUGGAGGCCAUGGCUUCCGGUCUCUACUCGGAGCUCUUCACUCUUGUCAUCUCCCUAAUUAACAGGGCUCUGAAGUCCAGUCAGCACUCUCUGUGCUCCCUGCUGAUCGUGGACACGCCGGGUUUCCAGAACCCUCGGCUGGCUCAACAGCAGCGAGGAGCCACGUUUGAGGAGCUCUGCCACAACUACACCCAGGAGAGGCUGCAGACCCUGUUCCAUGAACGUACCUUCGUCCAGGAGCUGGAAAGAUACAAGGAGGAAAACAUAGAGCUUGCUUUCGAUGACAUAGAGUCCAGUACCUCACCGUCUGUAGCAGCUAUUGACCAAGCCUCAACCCAAGCUCUGGUGCGGACUCUAGCCAGGACGAAUGAAGCUCGAGGUCUCCUGUGGCUGAUGGAGGAGGAGGCUGUUCAGCCUGGAGGAUCAGAGGAAACCAUGCUGGAGAGACUCUUCAGCUACUACGGCUCCGCACAGGGAGAAAACAAAGCAGCCAGUCUGCUGCUGCGAGGAGAGAAGCCCCACUUCUUCCUGUUGGGCCACAGCCACGGGACUGACUGGGUGGAGUACAACGCUCAGGGCUGGCUGAGCCAUGCCAAACACAACCCUGCCACCCAGAACGCUGCCACUCUGCUGCAGGACUCCCAGAAGAAGAACAUCAGUGGGCUUUUCAUGGGCCGGGCCAGCGGCGCCACAGUGUUGUCUGGCUCCAUCGCUGGUUUGGAGGGCAGCUCCCAGCUCGCCCUGCGACGAGCCACCAGCAUGAGGAAGACCUUCACCACAGGCGUGGCUGCAGUCAAGAAGAAGAGUCUGUGUAUCCAGGUGAAGCUCCAAGUGGAUGCUCUCAUUGAUAUGGUGCGUCGUUCCAGGGUUCACUUCAUCCACUGCCUGCUGCCCAAAGCAGAGGCAGUGGGUGGUGGAGGUGAGCCCCGUGUGACGCAUGGAGAGAGUCCGGACUCAGGUCUGAUGACUUUGGACGUGAGCCUCCUGAGAGCUCAGCUCCGAGGAUCCAAGCUGCUGGAUGCACUGCGCAUCUACAGGCAAGGAUACCCAGACCACUUGGUGUUUUCUGAGUUUCGCAGGCGCUUUGAUGUCCUGGCACCACAUCUGACCAAGAAGCAUGGCCGCCACUACAUUGUCACAGAUGAGAAGAGGGCAGUGGAGGAGUUGCUGAAGUCCUUGGACCUGGAGAAGAGCAGCCACCACAUGGGGCUAAGCAGGGUGUUCUUCAGAGCGGGGACUCUAUCCAGACUGGAGGAGCAGCGAGACGUUCAGACCAGGAGGAACAUCUCUCUGCUCCAGGCUGCCUGCAGGGGAUACCUGUCAAGACAGGCCUUCAAGAAGAGGAAGAUCCAAGAUCUGGCCAUCCGCUGCAUCCAGAAGAACAUAAAGAAGAACAAAGGCGUCAAAGGCUGGCCGUGGUGGAAGCUCUUCACCAACGUUAGACCUCUCAUAGAGGUGCAGCUCACUGAGGAACAGAUCCGGGGCAAGGACGAAGAGAUCCAGCACCUGAAGCAGAAGCUGGAGAAGGUGGAGAAAGAGAGGAACGAGCUGAGACUCAACAGCGACCGCUUGGAGAGCCGGAUCACAGAGAUGUCAUCGGAGCUUGCUGAUGAGCGUAACACCGGGGAGUCAGCUUCCCAGAUGCUAGAGACGGAAACGACUGAGAGACUGCGCCUGGAGAAGGACAUGAAGGACCUGCAGGCCAAGUUUGACAGCACGAACAAACGGAUGGAGUCCAUGGAAAUGGAGGUGAUGGAGGCUCGACUCAUCAGGGCGUCUGAACUCAACGGAGAGAUGGAAGAUGACGACACAGGAGGAGAGUGGAGGCUGAAGUAUGAACGAGCCAUCAGGGAGAUUGAAUUCACCAAGAAGAGACUGCAGCAGGAGUCUGAGGACAAGCUGGAGGUGGAGCAGCAGACCAAACGGCAGCUGGAGAGGAGGAUCAGCGACAUGCAGGCCGAUAACGACGAGUCCCAGAGAAACAUCCAGCAGCUGAAGAAGAAAACCCAGCGACUCACAUCUGAACUGCAGGACACCAAACUUCACCUGGAGGGCCAGCAGAGCCGCAACCACGACCUGGAGAAGAAGCAGAGGAAGUUUGACAGUGAGCUGAGUGGAGCCCAAGAGGAGGUGCAGAGGGAGAGGAGUCUGAGGGAGAAACUGGCCCGAGAGAAAGACGUGCUGGCCGGAGACGCCUUCAGCCUCCGACAGCAGCUGGAGGACAAAGACCUGGAGGUGUGUGCAGUCACCCUGAAACUGGACCAGCUGGAGGCCGAGCUGCAGGACCUCAACUCCCAGGAAUCCAAGGAUGAAGCGUCGCUGUCCAAGGUGAGGAAGCAACUUCGGGACAUGGAGGCCAAGUUGAAGGACCAGGAGGAGGAGCUGGACGAGCAGGCCGGGACCAUCCAGAUGUUGGAGCAGGCCAAGCUCCGUCUGGAGAUGGAGAUGGAGCGUCUGCGUCACACUCAUUCCAAGGACAUCGAGAGCAAAGACGAUGAGGUGGAGGAGGUCAGACAGUCCUGCAGCAAGAAGCUGAAGCAAAUGGAAGUCCAGCUUGAGGAAGAGUACGAUGAGAAGCAGAAGGUGCUGAAAGAGAGAAGAGAGCUGGAGUCCAAGAUUCUGUCAGCACAGAACACGGUGAGAAGUGGUGAUGUGGAGACUGAGAAGCGUUUGAGGAAGGACUUGAAGAGAACCAAAGCCCUGCUGGCUGAUGCCCAGAUCAUGUUGGACCACAUAAAGAACAACGCGCCCAGCAAGAGGGAGAUCGCUCAGCUCAAAAACCAGCUGGAGGAGUCCGAGUUUACCUCUGCGUCUGCAGUUAAAGCUCGAAAGUCCAUGGAGGUGGAGAUUGAAGAUCUGCACGUUCAGAUGGAGGACAUCUCCAAAACAAAACAGGCGCUGGAGGAGCAGCUGAGUCGUCUGCAGAGAGAGAAGAAUGACCUGCAGUCCAGGACGGAGGAAGACCAGGAGGACCUGAACGAGCUGAUGAAGAAGCACAAGGCUGCUGUGGCUCAGUCGGCCCAGAACCUGGCUCAGAUCAGUGACCUACAAGCCCAGCUGGAGGAGGCCCUCAAGGAGAAACAGGAGGUUCAGGAGAAGAUGCAAGCCCUCCAGAGCCAGCUGGAGUUCCAAGAGCAGUCCAUGGUGGAGAAAUCCCUCGUCAGCCGGCAGGAGGCGAAGAUCCGCGAGCUGGAGACCAAGCUGGAGUUUGAGAAGACCCAGGUCAAACGCCUGGAGACCCUUGUAGCUCGACUGAAAGAGAACUUGGAGAAGCUGACAGAGGAACGAGACCAACGUAGCAGCAGCGAGAAUCGAGAGAAGGAACAGAACAAACGUCAGCAGAGACAGAUCCGCGACGUCAAAGAGGAGAUGGGUGAACUGGCCAAAAAAGAAGCCGAGGCCAGCCGCAAAAAACACGAGCUGGAAAUGGACAUUGAGAGCUUAGAGGCUGCUAAUCAGAGCCUGCAGACUGACCUCAAGCUGGCCUUCAAGAGGAUCGGUGACCUCCAGGCAGCCAUCGAGGACGAGAUGGAGAGUGACGACAAUGAAGACCUGAUCAACAAUUUGCAAGACAUGGUGACAAAGUAUCAGAAAAGACAGAACAGAGCUCAGGGGGAUUCAGACACAGACUCUGAGGUGGAGGAUCGUGUAGAUGGGGUGAAAUCCUGGUUGUCAAAAAGCAAAGGUUCCACCAAGAACCUGUCAGACGAUGGCAGCCUCAAGAGCUCCAGCCCCCCUGGCCGGAGACACUACGGCUUCGAGAGGUCUGAUGAAGAGGAAGACGAAAAAGAAGAAGGCGGGGCGACCCAGGGCUCUCAAUACUCUUGAUUCAGAUACGGAAGCCAAAUGAAAGAAGACGACGGCGAGGACCGGCCUUCUGAGAGCACAUCGUAAUCCUUGCUGUCGGCAUCCGCUCUCUGAAACGUGCCCUCAUUACAGCGUGACAGUUUGUCUUGCAUGCAAAGUUGACCACAUAUAUGCUGAGUUGGACAAAACCACACAGUUAAUAACUCAACCCUGCAGGAAAACUUGUUCCCAACACACUGUCAGAGCUUCCUGUUGCAGAUCCUCACAGGAUUUGGUCAUAAUUGACAAACUACACGGUGUUUAACACUCAGUCUCACACACACACACACACACACACACAGCAGCUCUGUUAUUAAAAACUCCACGUCGUUGGUUGCAUGAAGCAGCAUUAGCUUGGCUUGAGCAGUCACCCUGUGUGGUUGUAACCUAGCCAAAGAACUUGAGGUCGCAAUGAUAAUAGAUUCUUUCUGUCUCUCUCUCUUUGUCACUGUCAACUGUUCCUCUCUUCUCCUACAAUGUACAAUGUAUUGCCAAAAAGCCUUUGUUGACGUGUGUGUGUGCACAGUGCUUUACUUAUUGCCAAUUGGCGCCGAGUCCUGAGAAAAGUCCCAUCCUUAUUAUUCCUUUUUCCUGCUUUUUUCCAUUUCGGGACAAGUGCCAUUAGAUUUAAGUGGGCUUCUCUGCAGCUGUGGCAUUUCAUGAGCUGCGUGCCGUACGCUGAGGACACGCUCAUCAUCAUCGUCGUCAUCAUCAUCAUCGGCUCCCUUUCUGUUUCCCUGCAGAAACAGGGAAGUUGUUCUGCCUUUUGCUGGCGAAUGCUCGCUUCCUUCCAGGGGCGGGUGAUCGCAUCGAUAACUACUCCUCCACAACAGCAAAGCAUUUAGUUUUUGAAGUGCGAUAGAUUUGGUUUUGCAGAGGACUGCCGUCGAGCAAAUUAAUUUCCACGAGGUUUGAGCUUACCACAAAGACUUGUUUUUAAUUUGACUUGAUUUAACUAAUUCUGUAGUGAGGAAUAGACUUUGGCUUUGUCCUUGUGCUUGUUGUUCACAGGUCAACCUGUGUUUGUUUUACGUGUGAUGCGCUUUCUUUUUGCAGAGGGAAUGUACUUGACUUUGGGCAUCAGUCAUAGGUCUGGUAUCCUCAACCAGCAUGUCCAAGGAACUACUGGUGGUGUUCUAUAUUCGUCUUUUUGUCAACAAAUCAAAUGAAAGGACCAAAACCAGCAGUGUAUUUUUGAACUUUGGGGAAAGUAUGUGUAUCCUGAAGCUCAAAGGGCCACUUGAAAUGUUUUCUGGAGUUUUCACAUCUCUUGGUGGUCUUCAUCAAAUGGAGCUAACACCGUUGUCAUUGCAACUCUUCAGCUAAUUGGUUCCUCCUGAAGACGACUGAGUGUUUAAAUAUGGCUUAAUUUGUGUUUUUUAAAGUCACAUUUUCCAUCCAUAGUGUCACAUCCAGUGCUUGUACACAUUAUUUGUGGGGGUUUUGUGUCAUGAUUUUGCUAGUUUUCUCUAUUUCGUGCUAGCAACACCGACGUGAGCCUGGCGAACCGAUAGGCCAGCAGGACAUGGAGUAGUAGCCCAUUCACCUUGAAACAAAUCAUUACAGGUUGUAUACCUCAUUCUUUCCCCCAUAUCCCACACAUGUUGAAUAAAAGUGACAGACCUAGCAGCCAAUUGGCUGUUAUAGCUUCACAACACUGUCCGGAGGAUUUGCUAUUGGUCAAUGGUGCAAAUUUAAAUGCCAAGAAUCUCCAAUGUUUAAUGCAGUACAGUAGAUCCAAUGAGUGCCGUGAUUUUGUUGACAUUAAUAUAUCUCUGCUUGGAUGUAUGUCUUUUCAUGAGUUAUGAUGAUAUUGUAAGAAAAGUAUAGAAUAUCACCAGCAUCUCCUUUUAAAGCCUCAUUGUGUAUUUUAACUGUAACUUUGUUAACUGGACACACUACAGCCUAUAUAACCAUUUCUGUGAAAUCAUGUCCGGUGUCCUUGAGGCCUGGUUAUGUGUCAGGUGUUUUUGUUUUCUCAACCCAAUGAUGCCUCGAAACAGCAGCAAAAUAGGAACAUGCAUUUUCAUGGUUGCUGAAGUGUCACACAGUCUGGACACAUGUCUAUUUACUGAGCAGCAUUACAAUGUUUUCGAAAGCCAUUUAGAGUCCAGAAGAGCGUGACGUGGCAUUUAGGGCUGGAAAUAAAUUGUAGGCGUUGGUCGUUGUGGGAGUAGUUGGGUGUUAUUCUCCUAUACAUUUGUUUUUAGACGUGUGUCUUCAUUUUUAUUCUCUAUGCAGUCAACACAAGUAUGGAAAUCUGUUUUUGACCUUAUUGACCCUGAUAACAGUGUCUCGCUUCAACAGAAUAAAAACAAGAGCAGGCAUGAUAUUGCUGACUGCACACCGUAUUUAUAUAUAAAUAUGUGUAUGAUUGAUGCUAGCUUUGAAAAUAGUUCAUGUUUAUUUUCAUUAUUGAACACAUUGACCACUUGUUAUACAUUUUGCAUUACAGUUUAAUAUAUUGUAAAUAAAUGAUGGUGAUUGUUUUAGAAUGCA
Pseudoliparis swirei is the source of this 9195-nucleotide messenger RNA. RefSeq names its product unconventional myosin-XVIIIa-like. Gene Ontology annotation, molecular function: ATP binding; protein binding; cytoskeletal motor activity. The coding region runs from base 157 to 6678 and encodes 2173 amino acids. Gene Ontology annotation, cellular component: myosin complex. The record is from RefSeq and is a predicted model, not a curated record. The transcript is spliced from 46 exons. NCBI's taxonomy places the organism in Eukaryota, Metazoa, Chordata, Actinopteri, Perciformes, Liparidae.